Molecule: messenger RNA, 474 nt
Organism: Gongylonema pulchrum
Lineage: Eukaryota; Metazoa; Nematoda; Chromadorea; Rhabditida; Gongylonematidae
Source: the annotation of a GenBank genome assembly
AUGCCUUUUUGCUGCCUGCUGCGCAUAAAAAGCGACAAUAGCCAUUACUAUCUGAGUGAUCAUGAAUUGGCAAUUCUGGCUCGGUUAGUGCAGGAUGAGCUGAAUAGAUACGCUGCAGAAGUGCCUGCACAAUCUGCUGAAUGGUGGUACCAGGAUGUCAAAUUGCCAUCUGACUGGAGAAUCCCGGCACCUCGGUUCGCUAGUGCCUCCUCAGACGAUUAUCGAAGUGAUUUAGUCUCUGACAGUCAGCCGGUAAUUACAGUGCCCUACCAAGUAAGCAGCGAGGAGCAGCUUGAAGAAUUUCCCGAGUAUGUUUUGGUACCGACUGAUGAGCUAAUCGAAUUGCCAUCGGAUGAGCUGCUCGAAGAUGAAGUUCUGCCGGUUGAUGAAGAUUUGUUGGACGACUUGCAGCUGAGAGCCAGGAUAGCGGUGCUGGCAAGAGCACUCAGUGAACGUGCCAUUCGCGGCUUCUAA